UGCUAAAAUUAAUUCAAAAAUAAAUAUAUAAAUAAAAACAGAAAGAGAGCGUAGAAAAAGAGAAAAAUACCUCGGAGCAGUUGCUCUCUAGCAUUGAAGAAUCUGGUUUAACGAAUUGAAGAGAGAAAGAUCAAAGAUGAGAGUGGUGAUUUUCCUGUCGAUUUCAUUUUCUCUAUUUCACUUUCUCUUUGCCGAACAAGUCAUACAGCUUCAAAUCGGAGGUGGCUCAUUUGGUCGAGGCUCUCGCGAACCAAAAUACAAUAUCAAAUUGCAUUCUGAAGACUCACCUUAUCACCCUGAAGAUGACCAAGAGUCAGUGGUUAUGCCCAAUAACAAUGGGCAGAAUUACUUAUGUUACUUACCUAAGGUAGAAAAGGUCAAGAGUGGAAAGCUGGUUACUCAGCAUAAUAUCAGCAGCAUGAUUGUAGAGAGUGAGAAAAGGAUUAAGUUGAAGACACCAGAUGAGUUGCUUGAAGAACUCAAGGAGCGAUGCUUUGUUAGACAAGAGGGUUGGUGGGCAUACGAAUUCUGCUAUCUGAAAAGAGUACGACAACUUCAUUUAGAGGAUGAAAAGGUGGUUCAGGAGUUUAUUCUCGGCGAGUAUGAUGCAGAGGCUACAACCGCUUACAAUCAGAAUCUCUCUGACAUAUCAACACUCAAGGAUCCUCGCUCAAAAGAUGCAUCCCAAAGGUAUCAUGCUCAUCAAUAUACAAACGGAACCUUAUGUGAUCUUACAAAUCAACCACGAGAGACUGAGGUAAGAUUUGUAUGCUCAGAACCCAAAGCUAUGAUAAGUUCCUUUACAGAGCUAUCUACUUGCAAGUAUGCACUUACAGUUCGAAGCCCAAUGCUCUGUCAGCAUCCAUUGUUCCAAGCAGAGAGACCAGUGUGGUACACCAUUCACUGCAAUGAACUUCCUAAGGAUAAGGAAACUAAAGUGGCUGAAGAGUUCCAGAGGAGUAAGCGGAUUGUUACAGUUGCCAAGGGCGAAGAUACAUUUAACGAUUUGUCUUGACCAACACAAAAAAAUGUGUAUGCACACAAGAUCUUUGUUGAUGCCAAUCACAAUACAGCCUACAUAAUUUGUAGCUGUGUUACUUUUCAACUAGACAGAUCAUAUAUAUUUUCAGGAUGUGCAUACUUAUCUGCGUAGUGUGUAGUUGCCAUUCAGUGAGCUCUUUUUUAAAGAAGAAAUUUAGAAGUGUUGUACAUGAAAACCGAUGCUUGUCAAUCUGUGCUGCCUAUUUGGCUAGAAAAGAAAGGCUUGGUUUUGGAUAUGUAGUCUGUAAUUUUGUCACCUGACCUGAGCAAAAGGUGGGACUAACACUUUUUACACUCAAAUAUUACACACUUUCCUGGCAAA
This is a messenger RNA of Humulus lupulus (European hop), 1363 nucleotides long. RefSeq names its product protein OS-9 homolog. The record is from RefSeq and is a predicted model, not a curated record. The coding region runs from base 137 to 1015 and encodes 292 amino acids. NCBI's taxonomy places the organism in Eukaryota, Viridiplantae, Streptophyta, Magnoliopsida, Rosales, Cannabaceae. The transcript has 8 exons. Gene Ontology annotation, biological process: endoplasmic reticulum unfolded protein response; retrograde protein transport, ER to cytosol. Gene Ontology annotation, cellular component: endoplasmic reticulum lumen.